Messenger RNA from Acipenser ruthenus (sterlet), 1428 nucleotides. RefSeq names its product CD276 antigen-like. Gene Ontology annotation, biological process: cell surface receptor signaling pathway; immune response; positive regulation of T cell proliferation. The coding region runs from base 3 to 812 and encodes 269 amino acids. The record is from RefSeq and is a predicted model, not a curated record. Gene Ontology annotation, cellular component: external side of plasma membrane. Lineage: Eukaryota; Metazoa; Chordata; Actinopteri; Acipenseriformes; Acipenseridae. The transcript is spliced from 2 exons.
GGAUGGACCCUGCAGGAGAAGAAGCGUCCCUGAAUUCACCUGAGCUGCCCUGGAACCAGCUCUAUUUGAAGAGAAGGACCGAGUCCAGGAUCCAGUUAAGGAGGAGAGUGUUCUUCACUGGCCCUGCUGCUGCUGCUGUUACCGGGGUAUUGGCAAUCCUCAUACUGGCUGCUGGCAGUGUGAGCAGCGACAGUGAGUUUGUGACAGUCCCGAUCUCAGUGAACUGUACUGAGGGGCAGGACUGUAUCCUGAGCUGCACCUUCUACUACACAGCCUGGGAUGAGACGUCAGGUGUGAUCUGGAGAAGAGCAGAAACGGACCACAUCGUUCACAGUUACUAUAAGAAUACAGACCAGCUUGCCCAUCAGCUCCCUCAGUAUGUGAACAGGACCAGCCUGUUUGAUUCUGAGCUGCAGCGCGGGAACGCUUCACUGCUGCUGAGGAGAGUCAGGGAGGAAGAUGCUGGAGAAUACAAGUGCUCUGUUUCCACUCCUAGACUGUCCGGGUCGGGCCUGACUGAGGUAGUCGUGGUUCCGGCUCCACCCACAACAGCACCAGAUUAUGUGACAGUCCCGAGCUCUGACCGACACGCCUGGUGGGUUUCAGGAGCAGUUCUUCUUUGUGUGAUUGCAGGGCUCUGUGUCGGUCUGUGGCUCUAUAAAACACACACAUGUCACAGGUGGAAGUCCAACAAGGCUUCUAGUCCAGCAGAGGCAGUGCCGUUAUCAGACGUGAUCGAGGAGCCCAGUGAAGUCAGACCGCUCCCCUGCACUGCUCAAUUUACCCAGUUUAAUACAAGCUCCCAAAACUAAAUAAUCACUUUGAAUUAGCAAACGUGAUCAGUGUUGAAGAGAAGUUUUUUAAAUCGCAUUGUUUCCGAGACAAUUGAACUAUAAUCUGAACUCUCUGUUGUCUUUGCACGAUAUCAGAACAAUCCAGCAAAGAGAUACAGUAGUUUAUUCAACAUGACAUUAACCUCUUCAGCUCCAGGAUGCACAUCAAAGGAAAGAGCACUUGCAUUACCAUGCUUUUAAAAUUAACUAUAAAAGCAAUAAGUAUUAGCUUUAUCAAAACAUAUGUUAUUUAUUGUUCAGCCUCAAACUUGUACAUUGAUAAGCAUGAACAAACCAUGGAAAAUGAACCAGCAAAGCAUCUUCAUUGCAAAACAACCUCAUGAAAUACUGUUUAUAGGAAAAUAAGGAAACUGUGUAAAUAUGAAGAAAUAAGUUUAUACUGUGGACUCACAACACACUCAAAAUGCUUAAACUGGUAAAGCCAUAAAUAUUUUCAAGCCUUAGAAAACUUGCAACAAUAUUUCACAGUGUAACUCUAUAUAACUGUUUAUUGUUCAUAAAAAUUACACAUGUAUAUUUAACCUUUUACAAAAAUGUUUUUUAUGCAUAAUUUUGUAUGUGGUUUACAUUAAAA